AUGAUAAUGCAAAAGAUGGACUCAGAUAAGGAGAUGAUGAAUAUUAGGGAUAAUAAGGUUAAUAUUAUGAAAGAGUUAGGAAAAAUUAGGUAUGGAGUUAGUUGUAAGGUGAAGAACAUUAUCAAGAGAGAAGAAAGUCAGAAAAUCGAACUAAAACAAGAAGUUGAGUUAAUUGAAGUGGAGACUGAUAGAAAGUUGGAGCAAAAUAAAAAAGACUUUAAGGUAGAGGUUAAAAGAAGAAUAGAUAAGAUAGAAAAAGUACAAGACAAAAAGAUAAAAAUGUUUGUAGGCACAGAGAUUAAUGAUAAUCUAUUAAAGGUACAGGAAUUGGUUAAAAAAAAUAUCAGAGGAAAGAGUUAA
Molecule: messenger RNA, 360 nt
Organism: Psylliodes chrysocephalus
Lineage: Eukaryota; Metazoa; Arthropoda; Insecta; Coleoptera; Chrysomelidae
Source: the annotation of a GenBank genome assembly